Molecule: messenger RNA, 304 nt
Organism: Colletotrichum destructivum
Lineage: Eukaryota; Fungi; Ascomycota; Sordariomycetes; Glomerellales; Glomerellaceae
Exons: 2
Coding region: 77-271 (64 amino acids)
Source: RefSeq, a predicted model, not a curated record
CUCUCUCAACCCGUCCAUAAAUGUACAUCUCGGGACCACCAUUGUCUCUCUUCCAAGUCCUCAUUGCCACUUCAUCAUGGAUCGGUAUCCUUGCAUCAACCGAUACAAGCACGGCGUCGACUGCCCCAUCUGGGUCUAUGUGCACGGCGCUCGAUGCGAAGAUUGCGUUAUGGUGCCACAACCAAUAAGGCCGGACUAUGCUGUGGAAGAACAGUCAUUUGCCACGGCCGAGGGUCGUGAGAAGAGCUGGGGUAGAAAGGACGUACAUUAAGCAGGGCUGAUGCCAAACAAUGUCGUGACAACU